Messenger RNA from Fimicolochytrium jonesii, 840 nucleotides. Its product is annotated as ribosome recycling factor domain-containing protein. The record is from RefSeq and is a predicted model, not a curated record. Gene Ontology annotation, molecular function: ribosomal large subunit binding. Gene Ontology annotation, cellular component: mitochondrion. The transcript has 3 exons. The coding region runs from base 1 to 840 and encodes 279 amino acids. Lineage: Eukaryota; Fungi; Chytridiomycota; Chytridiomycetes; Spizellomycetales; Powellomycetaceae. Gene Ontology annotation, biological process: translation.
AUGCACUGCACCCGCCACAUCCGACGAGCAGCAACAGCCGCCGCCGCAAAAGCAGUGUCCCCGGUCCGCCAUCCCACACUCCGCUCCCUAACCACCACCCCCCUCUCCGCCACGUCCCUUCGGCCCGCCCUUUCCCACCCCCUCCCCAGCCUGCCCACCCAACUCCGCCGCCACUACGCCAGUAAAAAAAAAUCCUCCAAAGCGUCCGCAUCCAAAAAGGGCAAGCACGCCCUCGAGGACCUCGACGACGACCUCGACGAAGCCUCUCUCCCCAGCCGCACCGAAACCGAGACCGAGAUCGACAUCGAUGUGUUUGAUAGAGCAAUGGAGAGGGAGGUGAAGCGGUUUGUGGUGGAUCUGGAUGCUGUGCGGAUUGGGAGGGUCAAUCCAGCGCUGUUGGAAGCAGUAAUGGUAUCGCAUAAAGGCGAACGGGUCCCGCUGGGCCAGUUGGCGCAGGUGAAUGUGAAGGACGCGCAUACGUUGAUGGUUAUACUCAACGAGGAGGAGUUAACAUCCCCAGUCGACAAAUCCAUCCGCACCUCCGACCUCGCCCUCAACCCGCAGAAGCACUCCCCCGGCGUGCUCAAAGUCCCCAUCCCCAAACUGACGCAGGAGUACAAAGACUCCCUCAUCAAACGCGCCUCCGCCGACGCCGAGAAGGCUCGGGGGCGGAUCCGUAAUGUUAGGAGCGAUGCAAGGGGGAAGGUGAAGAAGAUGAAACAUGUGGGCGAGGAUUACAUCCGAAGGGCGGAGAAGAGUGUGGAGGAGGGGACGAAGAGGUGGGUGGGGGAGGUGGAUAAGGCACUGCAGGGGAAGGUUAAGGAGAUUGAGAAGGCUUAG